GUCUGGUCAUGGGCUCGAUGCAGCUUCCGGUGGCCCUAGCAGUGAGAGACAGUCUCGGAGGGAGCAGUUCCUACUGCACCCUCCUCUCUCACAGCAGCAGAAGACUCUCCCAAGUCCUCCCGUACUUCUCCUCCUUCAGUCGAGGUGGCCUCUCCUCAUGGUGGCAGGUAACUAUAUAGCUAAAGCUUCCACAUGUUAGGCCAUCAGUGAGGAAGAUGUUGGACAUGUAUAUUAUUGUGCAGAGGAUAAAUUUUCUGCUGUUAGCUAUUUGUUUGUUAGUGACAAUGUGCUUUGAAAGGUCAUGCCACAAGUAUAUUUAUACCCACUUCUAGGCCACUAGACCUCUGAAAACACACAGUGACAACUCUGCCCCUCUUAUAUACCACUGCAUAAUAUGAGCUAGCAUUACAUAAUAUGAUAGUGGGGCUUCCAAGUGUUUGCCAAUUUAAUAUCAAUACUUAUCGAUGUGAACAUUCUGAUAGGUGUUCUACUGGGGAGGAGCAGCAGGUGGGGCAGCUCUCUCUGCCCACAUGUCAGGAAUGUGGGGAGUGUCAACAGAUAUCUCAAGUUCGGUAGCUUUUAUUGGAGGAGUACUGAUGCUGUUUGGAGCCAGACUUGCAUCUGGAUGUACAAGCGGACAUGGGCUGUCGGGACUGGCUCUUCUCUCUCUGGCCUCGUUUGUGGCUGUGCCUGCCAUGUUUGCUGGUGGUAUCUCCCUAGCCUUCGCCAGAAAACUCCUUUUUUGACGCAACACACUUCACAUGCAGCUAGAUCACUGAUUAUUACUCAUUUAUUUAUAAUUUA
This is a messenger RNA of Geodia barretti, 804 nucleotides long. The record is from the annotation of a GenBank genome assembly. Lineage: Eukaryota; Metazoa; Porifera; Demospongiae; Tetractinellida; Geodiidae.